UGCAAUUCCAACCUUACGACACCAUAACACUCGCCUUUUUCCUCCUCCUCCUCCUCCUGCUGCUGCUUGCUACAUCUCUGCACAAUCGUCUCGAGAAUCAAUCCCUCUUUCUCUCUGUGUUCUAGGUUUGUCUGGAGAAUAAGUAGAGAGCAGGCAUACUUUGUCGCAGCGAGACCACCCCACACAAACAUUGUUCUGGCUUCACCGCAACCAGUGGAACGUCUCCGAGUUGCACGCGACCUGCACCCGUCAUUGGAGAACCUCGAUUCGACAUCUGCCAUCAUAGCCAAUAUGGAGGGUCGACCACAGAAUGUUGGCAUCAAAGCCAUUGAGCUCUACUUUCCAAGCCAAUGCGUCGACCAACGCGACCUGGAAAAGUUCGACGGCGUCAGCGAAGGCAAAUACACCAUCGGCCUCGGGCAAACCAAAAUGAGCUUCUGCGACGACCGGGAAGACAUGUACUCCAUCGCCCUCACCACCCUCUCCUCCCUCUUCAAGAAGUACAACGUCGACCCAGCCUCGAUUGGAAGGCUGGAAGUGGGCACGGAAACUCUGCUCGACAAGUCCAAGAGCGUCAAGAGUGUCCUGAUGCAACUGUUCGAGAAGUCGGGAAACUUCAACGUUGAGGGCGUAGAUACUGUUAAUGCUUGCUACGGCGGCACGAACGCGCUGUUCAACACAAUCAACUGGUUCGAGUCGUCGGGCUGGGACGGACGGGAUGCAGUCGUCGUUGCGGGAGAUAUUGCGUUGUACAAGAAGGGUGCCGCAAGACCCACCGGCGGCGCAGGCUGCAUUGCUAUGCUGGUUGGCCCCGACGCGCCACUUGUCUUCGAGCCGGGUCUUCGUGGAAGUUACAUCACGCACGCCUACGACUUCUACAAAGCCGAUCUGACGAGCGAGUACCCGCUCGUCGACGGUCAGUACUCGAUCAAGUGCUACACGGAAGCGGUGGACAACUGCUACAAGGCCUACAACGCUCGCGAGCAGAAGCUCAAGUCCCAGGCGAACGGCCACAGCAAUGGAGUGCAUGCGGAGCCUGAAACGCCUCUCGAUCGAUUCGACCACAUGUGCUUCCACGCGCCGACUUGCAAGCUCGUCUCCAAGAGUUACGCCCGCCUGCUAUACAACGACUACCUCGCCGACCCAGAGAACCCACUGUUCAAAGACGUCCCCACCGAACUCAAAGACAUGCCAUACGACCAAUCCAUCUCUGACAAGACCGUGGAAAAAACCUUCGUCGGCCUCUCGAAGAAACGUUUCGCCCAGCGCGUCCAACCAACCAUCGAGGUCCCCACCAUGUGCGGAAACAUGUACUGCGCCUCGGUCUACUCCUCCCUCGUCUCACUCAUCAGCAACAUCAGCUCCGACGACCUGCAGGGUAAGCGGGUAGGCAUCUUCUCCUACGGCUCCGGUCUCGCUUCGUCAAUGUUCUCGCUGCGUAUCAAGGGCAGCACGGACGAGAUUCGGGAGAAAGUGGAUUUGCAUAAGCGGUUGGAGAGUCGGAGGACUGUGCCGCCGGAGGUGUAUGAUGAGAUGUGCAAUUUGCGUGAGCGGGCGCACUUGAAGAAGAACUUUACGCCGGUUGGGAGUGUUGAGACCAUCUUUCCCGGUACUUACUACCUGACUGGUAUCGACGAUAUGUUCCGGAGGAGUUAUGCGGUUAAGCAAUGAAGAGGGGACAAGACCGGCAUUUUUUUUACAGUGCAUACCUACAUCGGGCGUGAGAGAGAGGUCGGUUGAUAGACUUCUCGGCCAUGUUUGAAGGUGCUUUUCACUUCUGCAGCGGCGCGGUUAGCAUGACGCAUUUUCGAGCAGUCUCUUCCGCGCGUUCCGAGCGGUAAGUAACAUAGAGCCGAGAGCGUGGCUGAUGGUGUCAGAGUUGUGACAGCACCGAUGGCUCGUAUAAUGCCGUGCGCACAAAAGACACGCCUGCUCGGGAAUGAAACAUGCUUGAAUUCAUAUCAUUCCGUCAUUGGGACAUUGAUCUCCUUGGCUGAAACGUGCCUGCUUGUCGAGCCGUUGUGACGUUGAAUGCCAGCGAAGUAGAGCAUUGUAGUUGUCUGCGGUCUAUGAAGGAACGCCGCCGUGGGCUUAUUAAGGAGCUAGAGAGCGGCCCUAAUAACGGCGCGAGUGAGAUUGGUGGUUGUACUGUAGGC
Messenger RNA from Baudoinia panamericana UAMH 10762, 2156 nucleotides. RefSeq lists its product as uncharacterized. Gene Ontology annotation, biological process: ergosterol biosynthetic process; acetyl-CoA metabolic process. Bases 292 to 1671 code for a protein of 459 amino acids. Gene Ontology annotation, molecular function: hydroxymethylglutaryl-CoA synthase activity. The record is from RefSeq and is a predicted model, not a curated record. Lineage: Eukaryota; Fungi; Ascomycota; Dothideomycetes; Mycosphaerellales; Teratosphaeriaceae. The transcript is spliced from 2 exons.